Macrosiphum euphorbiae (potato aphid) is the source of this 816-nucleotide messenger RNA. The record is from the annotation of a GenBank genome assembly. Lineage: Eukaryota; Metazoa; Arthropoda; Insecta; Hemiptera; Aphididae.
AUGGCACAAGCUAUUGGUGUUCUUGCAACCAUUAAAAAUGUUAAGUUUGUUGUACACUUAUUUAUUCUACGUGAAGUAUUAAAAAUAGUAAAUAUAUUGAGCGUUCAGCUUCAGGCCAAAUCAGCUACAUUGGGCAAAUCUGCUAGUUUAGUAAAAGGCAUAAUAAGCACUUUAGAAAAUAAUCGUUCGUCUGACCACUUCAAAGAAUUAAAGAGAAGUAGAAAAGAGCCUAGAUAUCUCCAAGAUUUUGAUGUGACUACAGUAACAGGAUCCGAUGAUGAUCUUAUUAGAACAAAGGAUGUAAAGUCAUACUGGAAAAUAAAUGCUUUUUUUCCCAUUCUGGAUGUAAUAAUUAUUAUUAAUAUGAAAAAAAGAUUUUCAGCUGAAAGUUUUCAGAUUGCUACAUCUAUUGAAAAUUUAAUGAAAAUGGAUUUUGAAGGAAGCUCAUUUUUAAUUGACCAUUAUAAGGAUGUUUUAAAAGUAAAUACUGAAGAUUUAAAGUGUGAAAUGACUGUAUUUAAAAAUAUUUUAAAUGGAAACACAGAAUAUGAAUAUUUUAAGGAACAUCUUACACAACAAGUUUUUCCAAAUUUAUUUAAACUCGUUCAAGUAGCAAUCACAUUACCGGUCAGUUCAUCCACUUGUGAGAGAUCAUUUUCGGCAAUGCGAAGGAUCAAUACAUAUUUGAGGUCUACUAUGUCUCAAAACCGGUUCAAUGAAUUAGGUAUACUUAAUAUAGAAAAAGAUAUUGUUGUAGACGUUGAAGAUAUUUUAAACGAAUUUUCUAAAACAGAAAGAAGAAUAAAACUAAUGUAA